Messenger RNA from Hevea brasiliensis (rubber tree), 474 nucleotides. RefSeq lists its product as uncharacterized. Lineage: Eukaryota; Viridiplantae; Streptophyta; Magnoliopsida; Malpighiales; Euphorbiaceae. The record is from RefSeq and is a predicted model, not a curated record. Bases 1 to 474 code for a protein of 157 amino acids. The transcript has 2 exons.
AUGCCAUCCUAUGCAAUGUUCUUAAAGGAGAUCUUUUCAAAUAAGAGAAAGCUAGAGGACUAUGAGAUAGUUGCUUUGAUGGAGGAAUAUAGUGCUAUUUUGCAAAACAAGCUAUUUCUAAAACUCAAGGACCCUAGAAGCUUUUCAAUACCUUCUCUUAUUAGAAAAAUGAAUAUAGACAAGGCCCUUUGUAAUUUAGGUGCAAGUAUGGAGGAAGAUGUUCAGAUUCCCAUCAUAUUGGGAAGACCUUUCUUGGCAACCACUAGAGCUAUCAUAGAUGUUAAAAAUAGGUGGUUAACUCUCAAAGUAGGAGAAGAAGAAGUAGAGUUCAACCUAUUUAGAGCUAUGAAACAUAAGCCCAAUACAGACGAGUGCUUAAGGGUUGACAUCAUAGACAAGCUAGUAGAAGAGGAAUUCUAUAAUAGAUAUCCUAAAGAUCCUCUUGAAGCAUACAUUGUGCAUAGGAACCCAUAG